This is a messenger RNA of Zea mays, 606 nucleotides long. RefSeq names its product DNA-directed RNA polymerases II, IV and V subunit 11. Gene Ontology annotation, molecular function: protein dimerization activity; DNA binding. The coding region runs from base 112 to 450 and encodes 112 amino acids. Gene Ontology annotation, biological process: transcription by RNA polymerase II. Gene Ontology annotation, cellular component: RNA polymerase II, core complex. Lineage: Eukaryota; Viridiplantae; Streptophyta; Magnoliopsida; Poales; Poaceae. The record is from RefSeq and is a predicted model, not a curated record. The transcript is spliced from 5 exons.
UGCAAGUGCAUCUAGUAACUUGGAUUUUUUCGCAAAAAAAAUAUCGGGUGUUCACGCCCGGCCCCUGCGCUUGCAGCUACUGAAGAGACAGGAGCAAAGAGUUAACAGGAGAUGAAUGCCCCUGACCGUUAUGAGCGUUUCGUCGUGCCAGAGGGCACCAAGAAAGUGUCCUAUGAGAGGGAUACAAAGAUUGUGAAUGCUGCAUCAUUCACUGUUGAACGCGUGGAUCACACUGUAGGCAAUAUCCUCCGCAUGCAGUUGCACAGAGACCCAAAUGUUCUCUUUGCUGGGUAUAAGCUCCCUCACCCACUCCAGUACAAGAUCAUUGUUAGGAUCCACACAACGAGCCAGUCCUCCCCGACGCAGGCCUACACCCAGGCUAUCAAUGAUCUAGACAAAGAGCUUGAGUACCUUAAGCAAGCUUUUGAGACACCAACAGACCAUCAUUGAACCUUUUCUACUUUAUGAUACAAAGAUGUGAACUAUGGACUACUUGAUGAACUACUAGAUGUUCAACACAGGAAUGCCUUUGGCAAAAUUUGCAUAUUCACUCUCCCGUCAAACUGAUACCCUUAAGUUCAUUUGAAUCUCUUUUUAUUUCCAAGA